Cherax quadricarinatus is the source of this 2363-nucleotide messenger RNA. RefSeq lists its product as uncharacterized. NCBI's taxonomy places the organism in Eukaryota, Metazoa, Arthropoda, Malacostraca, Decapoda, Parastacidae. The record is from RefSeq and is a predicted model, not a curated record. Gene Ontology annotation, molecular function: CoA-ligase activity.
GUGCUAGGGGCAGUGGUGUUGUAGGAGGCUGUGGCAUCUUGAAAUUUCUUUUGACCUGACUGGGACUCACACUGAUGCCAGAAUAACCAACAAAGAACACUGAUUUGUGCGUUAGUGUUUACAAAGAAGUGUCUCACAAAACACAAUAAACACAGAGAAGUAUGAUCAGCUUCUUUAGUAAACAGAUUGUGAAUAAAUGAGCAAAUCUUGAUGAACAGUGUAACGAGUGUUGCGAUCCAACAGAGUGUAGUGCAACAUUCUUCAAAGAACAAAAUUCUUCAAUCAAGUCAUCGGAUAUCCUGGUGUAACUACGGGUCAGAUACACAUAUCCAGGAAUCCGAAAAUCCAGAAGCAGGUAAAGUUCAAGAAACAAGAAUGGAGCCCAGAAUACUCGAGUGGGAUGGAUCCAAGCCUCUGUUGCCUAUACCUGACACCAAUUACGCUGUUCACUUUUUGGAGAUGAUUGCAAAAUAUGGAGACGCUAUAGCAAUGGUAAAUGCAGAGACUCAGGAGCAGCGGUCUUACUCGGAGCUGUGUGGUCUGGUGCCACGUGUGUCUGCAGGUCUACACGCCGCCGGGGUCACACUGGAUCACGCUGUCCUCUACCUCGCCCCCAAUCAUAUAGACUACCCACUGGUGUUGCUCUCCGUCCUGUACUGCGGUGCAGCCUUCGCUCCUGCUAGUCCUUACCUCCGCACCGAGGAAUUGAUUCAUAUGAUAAACGUGAGUGGUGUUCGCUGGGCUGUGAUUCACAACACUGUGGUGGACAAGGCUGAGGCUGCCUUCUCCCUCUUGCCCUCCGGUACUAUCAAGAGGACGUGGAUCUUUGGAGAUGCAGCUGGAUGUCCCAAUCUUCUUGAUCUCAUGCACUAUGAGCCACUACCGCCCAUCACUAAGGUUGAGGGCCUGAAGCCUGAGAGAGCUGUGGCCUUAAUGUUCUUGUCUUCAGGCACAACGGGGCUACCUAAAGUCAUCAUGCUCACUCAUCGCAAUCUUCUUGCCGGCCUGACACUCGUAAGGUGCUCAUUGAGUUUAAAUGACCCGGGAACCCUCAGGAAAAGGUUUAUGGCAACAUUGCUGGCGUUACCAUUUUAUCAUAUACAUGGUCACCAUCAUGUUGUGAUCCCUAUGGUGUACGGAAGUACCAUUGUCACUCUAAGCAAGUUUUCUCCCGAGACAUUUCUUGAUUCUAUCCAGAAAUUUAAGGUAACGCUGAUGCCUCUCGUGCCCUAUUUCAUCAAGUUUAUAGUCGAGACACCUCUCCUGCAACACUACGACCUAUCAUCUUUGAGAGUGAUCAUCACGGGUGGCUCUACGCUGCAGCCUUCGCAUGCAGCAGCUCUCAAACAAAAGAUAAACACAGAAGUGUUUAAUGUUUAUGGGAUGACUGAGGCAACAUGUCCCACUACUCAGUUUAUUACAACAUCCAGCUUCAAGGAAGGCUGCGUGGGCAAGGUGCAGCCAUACUUUCAGUUAAAGGUCGUGAAUGUAGAGAAUGGAGAGAUGUUGGGGCCAGGCCAGGAAGGAGAGGUGUGCUACAAUGGACCCACUAUAAUGUUAGGCUACGCCAACAACGCCGCCGCCACUGCUGAGACCCUUGAUGCUGAAGGAUGGUUACACUCCGGCGAUAUCGGAUACUUCGACCAUGAUGACUUCGUUUACAUCACAGACAGAAUUAAAGAACUAAUUAAGGUCAAAGGAUUUCAGGUGUCGCCCUCUGAGCUGGAAAAGUUACUGAUGACUCACACUGAUGUGACUGAAGCAGCGGUAGUGGGGGUCAGAGACGACAGAUUAGGAGAGGCACCAAGAGCCUUCGUGGUACUCAGACCCGGUGCCUCCAUUGACUCCAGUCAAUUACAGCAAUUUGUUGCCAGUCGUGUGUCCUCAUAUAAACAGCUGGCAGGUGGUAUCCAGGUUGUUGACUUCCUUCCAAGGUCUCACACGGGAAAAGUCCUCAAGAAAUUGCUGAAGAAGCGCAGGGUGAGUCCGGCUGCUAAACUGUAAGUUACUGUAGAAUUCCAGAGAGCUCAAGCUACCAGGAAACGUUACUUUGGUUUGAGAAUGACGUAAGCGGUCCAGCCCCAAUUGGUGAGCACCAGCAGCAGGAGCAACUCUGGCAGUAAACGUUGAAUUGUGCCUAACAUAUUGUUUAAUCAAAGUUAUUUACUCGGGAAUACUUUACAUGCCUCCUGUUCAGUGUAAAAUUUCGUAUAAUAAAAACUUACCAAGAUAUUCCAGAUACUGAGAAGUUGUAAAAUGUGUAUAAUGUUCUCGAUAUAUUUACCUCAUCUAUACGAAUAUUAAUUUUUGAAUGGAACAAUGAAAUUAUUAUGUAAUAAAAACAGCUUAACUGUACAGUAAUC